Molecule: messenger RNA, 5507 nt
Organism: Motacilla alba alba
Lineage: Eukaryota; Metazoa; Chordata; Aves; Passeriformes; Motacillidae
Product: proline-rich receptor-like protein kinase PERK9
Exons: 3
Coding region: 2779-4425 (548 amino acids)
Source: RefSeq, a predicted model, not a curated record
CGGCGGGCUCCAGGGGCUGCCGGGGGGCCCGGCGGGGCGCGGGCCCGGCUCCGGGCGGGCAGCGGACGGGGCGCGGGGCCGGGGAGCAUCCCCGCGCCCGCCGGGCUCCGGCCUGACACCGGGCACGGCUCGUCACACGCUGGGCCGUGCCAAACCGCCCCGGGCUGGGAGGCCCAUCCGGCGCCAGCCCUCCCACGGCCGAGGCGGCGUUUCCUCUCCCUGCGCCCGGCGUGCGCACAGGCGCAGCGGCACAGACACCGGCGGGCGAGAAAAGGCUCCGGAAGGAAAUGGAGAAAGCAAGACUAAGCUGGCAGGUGGAGAGCAGGAGGGGCCGCGGUCACCUCCGCCCCGGUGCGGGGUGCCAAGGGGCAUCUGGGGGUCCCCACCUCGCUGGGGUGCCCGGCUGCGCUGCCACCACCGGGCUGCUCUACUUCAUCACCCGGGGAAACUGAGGCACGGCGGCCGCGGCUUCGCGCGGAGCCCCUCGCCCUCCCGGGGAGGGGAGCGCUCCCCCCCGCCGCGGCCGGGAUGACACCAGCUCCCCAUCCUCCUCCCGCUCCACCCUGUUCCUGCAGGAACCCGGGAGUCCGGGCUCCGGGCAGGCAGCCAGGGCCUCCCUCCUGCCUGCACCGCCCGCCCUGCCUGCUCCGGCCCCGGCCCCGCAUCCCUGCCCGCCGGCACACACCUUCCCCCCGUGUCAGCGCGACCUUGGAGCGCGGCCGCGGCCGCUCCGUGCCAAACUCGGCGGCGAUGCCCACGGCACAGCCGGGGGUGACGGCUCGGCGGGAAGGGGGAUUUUUCCCCCGUUUGUUUAUUCGUUGGGUGGGUUUUUUCCCUCGCUGGAGACAAAGGCAGGCUGUGUGCCCGGGCGCGGGGUCCGGGGGUGCCGGCGGUGCCGGGACCCCGCGGCGAUGCCGGGCCAGCCGCGCCGGGGGCUCUGGGUGGCCGGUUUCCUCCGCACACAGAUGGCUGUUUCGACUCAGUCGAGCGCUUGACCUAAAUCUCCUCCUGAUCCACGGGAGCUGCAGUCCCUCAGCAGCACAGCUCAAGGCAAGGAGGAGGAGGAGGAGGAUGAAGGGGGGGACCGCGGCCAGCUGCGGACUGGCGGGAGGGUCGUGCCGGAGGGCCCCCACCCCGGGUUUGGCAGCGGGGCCGGCGGAGGCGGCAGUGGAGGGAAGGAGGGAGGGAAAAGGGGGGGUGGAAAAAUAAAAAAAAAGUCUCCCACGCUUCGAGCUCCAGCGCCUGCGUGCUGCACCCACCGGGACGGGGCAACCGCCCCGCCGGGCUCGACGCCCCGGCAGACCACUUCCUCGGAGAGGGGCCCGGCGGAGGAAGCUCCAACGGCUCGAAAGUUUCGCCUGUGACUCAACCGCUGGCUGGGGCUCCGCGCUCCCGGCCCCAGGGACAUGGGGACAUCUCGACACCCGGCCAGCGCCACUGCGGCACUCCCAGCUUGGACCCCCUCCCGCUCGCGGAUGCAGAAGGAUGAUGCUGCGACCGGCUCUGCCCACCCUGGGGUGCCCCCGAAUCCUCCGAGACUCUGCACUCCCAGCCCCAGGGACACGGAGACAUCUCAACACCCAGCCGGUGCCUCCACUGGCUUGCAUCCCUCUCCCACCCUGGGAUGCUGAGGGGCUAAUGGGAUGCGGAUGCAUUAUUCCAUUCCACAUGCUGCUAAUGAACCACUCAGGCCAGUGCAUUUGCAUUAAUGUGCAAAGCACUGGAGGAGGGUGGAGUGGCUGCAUCUGGCCAAGGCUGACCUUCCCUGCACCGCCCAGCCUCCCCAAGCCGCGUCGCGCUCCCGCCGCUCUCCCACCACCCGCCGGACCCAGGAACUCCUCGGGAUGGCCCCGACCCACAUUCCAGGACACCAGGACACCGAGCCGCCUCAUACUCGCUGCCCACGCUGUCCCCUUCCCGUACCGUGCCUGGCCAACUCCACCACCCCUUCCCACACGGAUCAUGGAUGACGCCCCCCGCCAGUGCCCCUCUCUGCACCCUGUCCCCAGUGCACAAGUGACCACAGCAUUCCUCCUGCACUCUUCCCUGCUCCCCAAAAAGCGAUCACUCCUGCCUCCUGCACGGAAACCUGCUCGGCAUGUCUGUCCUCCCUGGUUACUUGUCCUGGGACCUCCCAGCACCAGCCCAGAGCUCCCUUCCAGCAGCCCAGGGGAGCAGGGGGCCCUCUCCAAGCCCCCCCACCCCAGAGCUGGCAGGCAGCGCCGGGCGCGGGCGUCACUGGAGCCCUUGGGUUGUUUGUUACGGCUCCCAACUGCCGCUGUCCCCGGAGAGGUUUCGAAGGCGAGUGACCCACGAACUGGAAUGCGCAAAGCCUCCAGCAAACAGAGCCAGCUGCCUGCGCCCGCGCAGGGGGGGUGGCGAGGGGAGAGCAGCCGGCCCCGCACGGCACGGCACAGCACGGCACGGCACAGCCCCGACACAACUGCACGGCCCUGAUGUCCUCCCAAAGUGGGCAACCACCUGGCUGAGGCGAGAUAAGAGCAGCACAUUGGUCUUGUCAAGUCCCCAGUGUCAUCAGCUAUCGUCAAGGUCCCCAGGCCCCCAUGUCCCACUUCCUCCCUUCCUCCCAGCCUGUUAUUUGGCAGCACAUGGCCUCCCAGAGCCGUGCUGGGAUCGUGCUUCUGUCUGCCAGACGCGAGUCCUCGGGCGGCCGAAGGACCUUUAGGACACGGGACAGCACGGUGGCAGCGCCAGACCCCUGGCCUUGGUCCUUGCCAGCUCCCCAGGUGCGGGGGGCUCCCGCUGGAACCAGUGUGGAUGAGCAGGGCCCUGCCUACCCCGGGUGGGCACGGCAGGGUCUCAGCAGCUCCGUGCCCGGUGCGAAGCCCCACGCUGGAGCGCGUGCACGCGGGUGUCUGGGUCUGUCACAGCCCGGUGAGCAAGUUAAUCUCGGGCUCCCUGACACGUGGAAUAAAAUCGCGAUCCCAUAAUGGAAUUCAUUCGUCUUCCUGUCCAGGCAAAGAACAAGCCCUCCACUGCCCGCUGGGGCUGGGGCUGGGCCAGGCCAAGGUGGCCAGUGCCCAGCUCCCAGCUGGGGGUCCCUGCCUGCGCCCACCCUCCUCCCUGCCACGGGGCCAGGCCGGCACUGGAGCGAUGCUCCUGCGAGCGCAGACCCAGAAAGGAGCCCAACACUGGGUGCUGCAGAGCGCUCCCUUCCCAGGGGACACCAGCCACGUCGCCGGGGGCAGCUGGGGUCACCAGGGAGGGUUGAGCUCCGCCAGGGUGAUCUGGGCUCCCGUCCUGCUGGACACAGGCACAGCACUCAUGAGGGGGGAAAGGGAAACUGAGGCAGGUGGCAGUUUUGGGAGAGGGCGAUCCAGGUGGCAUGAAGGGGACAGGGGAAAAUGUCCCUCUGUCCUUGUGUCUUUCUGUCCCUGCUGCUCCUUCUCUACUGCAAGUGCCUUGGCCAGGCUUGGCACAGAGGACCCAUCCCAGGGACUCUGCAGGGAUGGCACCAGUGGGGGCACCCGUGGGAGACCCCAGCACUUCCCCAGGGACUGCCUCAUCCACAGCCAUGGGUACAAGUCACAGGGAAAAUCUCAGGAGUCUGGGCAGGGCAGGAGGCCACAGGGUUGCCAUGCUGCUCUGUGCUUCAUUUUCCCUCUGGCACCCACGCUGAAGCCACCCCCAGGCAGGAAAGUGACCCUGCGGCCAGCAGAAGAGGAGGAGGAGGAGGAGGAGAAGGAGGAGGAGAAGGAGGAGGAGGAGGAGAAGGAGGAGUGUGCUCCUUCUCGGGCACACAAAGCCCCUUUCAUUGGGGCUGAGUUUGGAUUUCCUCUGCCAGCCCAGCACCUCGCUCCCUCCUGCCCUGCCAGCAAGGCUGUGGUUGGAGUGGGAAGCUGGCGGGUGGGACACCUGGGGGGACACACGGACCUUCAGGUGGCUUCAUCCCUCACCCUGACCAUCCCCAUGAUUUUCGCCUCCUGUCAGCUUUUAAUUAUACCCCUAAUAAAAGUCGUUUUGCAGGGGAACAGGAGCUUUGUUGCUCAGGAGCUCAUCUGCUCCUGCUGCUCCUUUCCUGCUUUAAGCUGUAAUCCUCAGCUGGGGACACUGCAAUUAGCCACCGUGGAGCUGGGCACCGUGUCACCGAGGAUUAGGGCUCCCUUCGGUGGGAGCUGGGGGACCCAGCCCUGGUGUGGGCCGGUGGCUCUUUGCAGGACAGGGUGUCCCCACUACAGCCCCCAAAAGAGGGCCACAGGCUCAAGAGCCCCCCGAGCCAGGCAUCCUCCAGCUGACCUCCUCUGGGCACCCACUGCCCUGCACCCUGCACGGCACCAGUGCCACUGGGUUUUCUGGGGUGCAUGGGACCCGCACGGCCCCUCUGCCAAACCCCCUGCAGCCCCCCGUGCAGACAGACCCGAGCAGGUCACCCUGCCAGGGGUCGCGUGGCUUUGCAGAGUGUGACUCUGGGGACAGCAACGGGGCUGGGAAGACCAACAGGAGCCUCAACCCACGCCUCUGCACGUCUGUGAACACCGCUGCCCACCCCAGGGCCCUGUGUCCCCGAGCGGGGGUGAAGGGGGAAACUGAGGCACCAGGUGCCCACGACACACACACUGAAGCUGGAGACAGCUUCAGAGACACUGGUGACUGGAGUGACACUGGUGACUGGUGUGACACUGGUGACUGGAGUGACACUGGCGCGGUUUCGGUGACACGGGACCCUCAUGCACGGUGCAAAGGCCUCAUCUGCAGCACGGCAAAGGGGUGCUGGACCCCUCGAAGCCCCCGCGAGGAGCCCACGCGUGGCUCCGGGUGCCUGUCGCCAAUCAGCCUCUUGCCGGGGCUGCAAGGGGAGCCCGGCGCUCGUUAGCAGCCGCUCAUUAAGAGCCCUCCGGGAGGAUGAAGGAACCGGGGGCACCUGCACCUCCGUUUAAUGAGCUGCAGCACCGUUACACGUUGCAGGGGACCUCGGGCACGGUGGGGGUGCUGGCGCGGGGGCUGCCCCCACCCCGACCCCCACCCAAAGCAGGGUGCGGGUCCCUGUGCCCUGUCCCCUCGCCAUGGGAAGGGAGGAACGUGGCGAGUUGAGUCACGGUGACAACUGCAACGGCAGUGGCAGCUGCUGCCAGGGACACCCCGAGGUCCCCAGCAGCGCCCGGGGACACCCUGGGGACUCAUCCCCCCUCCAAGCCAGCACCCACGGGCGCUGCACAGAGAGGGUGACCGCGACAGAGCGGGACAGCAGCGCCGGGGCACGACAGGACCUCUGGAACCUCAGGGUGGGCACCUUCCCACUCUGGGUGCCCCUGGACUGAAAAGGGGACUGACAUCCUGCCCCCAAGGGCCUCACCCAGCCCCCAGAGCUCCCAGUCCGGCCAGCGAACCACAGCCUCACGCAGCGCUGGGAGGGGACCACGGGGGGGAACCUGCCGGGGCACCCCACGCGGGCGCGAUGCGUCCCCACGCCAGCAGCCAGCCCCGCAGCACGGCCGGGUCCCCUCGCUCGCAGCACCCGCGUGGGGCUGUCCCUCGUUAAUGUUUAC